Dissoconium aciculare CBS 342.82 is the source of this 1086-nucleotide messenger RNA. RefSeq lists its product as uncharacterized. Bases 66 to 785 code for a protein of 239 amino acids. NCBI's taxonomy places the organism in Eukaryota, Fungi, Ascomycota, Dothideomycetes, Mycosphaerellales, Dissoconiaceae. The transcript has a single exon. The record is from RefSeq and is a predicted model, not a curated record.
GCCAAAUAUCGUGGCUCAACCGGGUGCAGAUGUCUCAUCACUUUUGCACAUGACAGGCGGGACUAAUGGCAAAAGCCUUGGAAGCUGGAGGUGUUGAGAUAUCACGUGAGCCACCGGGUCAGCCGAAAGUCGCCACGGCCGCCGCCUGCCUGCCUGCCUGCCUGGACGGUGAUUUCCCCUUCGCCCAUCCCAUCGUCGCAAUUCCGGAGGUGAGAAAGAAAACGAAGCGGACCCGAACGGCAGCGCGAGCAGCACUUGGACUACAGUACAGCACAGUACAGUACAGCAAGCAGCGAGCGCACAACUCCACCCGUCCUGUCUCUCUCUCUCUCCCUCCCGCUGUUGCGCGCAAACGUGUGACUCCCGCCUUGACUGUUCCCUGCUGCUGCCGACUACACGUCGUCCGACCACCACCACCACGCGUGAAAAUCACUCUCCAACGCCAACGACGCCAACGCCCCAUCCCAUCCCAUCCCUUGUAUUGUGCUCCGUCCCCGCGAACGCCGUGUUUUCUACACAGCGCUGCACCAGGUUGGAUUUACGCACGGCACCGGGUAUUUACCACCACCACCACUACCACUACUGACAACUACCACUACCACUCCCGCGUAUCACCACGACCAAGCACUAUCACCACCGCCAACGCCGGCAUUGAGGCAUUCGACCCUAUCGCAGGGCAACCACCAUCGCCCUCUCUUCAUGCCGACGCUCGCGACCACGUCGACCUACGCGCGCGAUAUACGCGUAUGACAAGCAUCUCUGCUUAUCGUCGCCAACAUCAAUAAUAUUCCUGCUGUUCCUCACGGACUGAUCGAAAUCCACGACACGCCAUUCCCGCGCGUCAAACCCUGCGCCAGAGAACAUUAUCCAUUGACAGUAUCUUCCAAUUCCCGCGGACGAAACAGUGAACGCGUUGUACACUUAUCCAUACACAUACAUACCCGACAAAUAAUCAUCAUCAGCGCAUCGCGUUCGCACGCGACUUUGUUCAUCGGGCGCAACCUUUUCUCAGAACUCGACGGGAACUCUUCACGACGACUGACGAACUCGCUCCUCGCGCUCCUCUGUCGUCCCCGGUCUGGUCCU